UCCCUAUUUCUGUUCAUAGAUCUGAUAAACACAGCUGCAAAUAUUUGUUCGUUAUUGUUGUUGCUUUGUUAAUUGUGGAAUUGUAAUUCAUUGAAGAAUCGAAUCGGAGAAAAUGGAAGUUGAACUUAAAUUCAAUGCGUAAAAGCAGUGUGGUGUGAUUCCUCCCGAGGCAAUGUAUAUCCGUGUCAAGCGCAGUAGGACAACCUACUUUAUUCAGUGUGAACCAACUGAGACAAUUUUACAAAUCAAGGAGAAAUUGCGGGUUCUUAUAGAUCAACCUGUAAAUGAUCAGCGCCUGAUUCUAUUGGAAACUAGGGAGGUUUUGGAUGACACAAAGUCAUUGGCGGAUCAGAAGGUUGAGAAUGAUGCUGUAGUGGCACUGACUCUGAAACAAGAUGAUAAUAACGAUUUUGAGGACGUGAAUGUGGUGAGACCGGAUGAUUUUUACCAAUCCCGCGAUCCAGACAGCAGCACCAAUUGGUGAUUCUGGGAUUUACUGGCUACUAUCGUUGCUUUGACAUAAACAUCUGUAUGCUUUGUACACAUUGAGUUGAAAUAGAACUAUAGAAGUACUACUUUCUUUAACCCAUUUGUGGAUAAAUUGUACUGUACCAUUUUAAAAUUUUGCCUUUAGUUUAUCUUAUUCUUUCCUUA
Messenger RNA from Ipomoea nil (Japanese morning glory), 654 nucleotides. RefSeq lists its product as uncharacterized. Lineage: Eukaryota; Viridiplantae; Streptophyta; Magnoliopsida; Solanales; Convolvulaceae. Gene Ontology annotation, molecular function: protein binding. The record is from RefSeq and is a predicted model, not a curated record. The coding region runs from base 173 to 484 and encodes 103 amino acids. The transcript has 4 exons.